Leptinotarsa decemlineata (Colorado potato beetle) is the source of this 609-nucleotide messenger RNA. RefSeq lists its product as uncharacterized. Lineage: Eukaryota; Metazoa; Arthropoda; Insecta; Coleoptera; Chrysomelidae. The record is from RefSeq and is a predicted model, not a curated record.
UGAAAAGGUAAUCCGAAUUCUGAUACCACGCAAGAUGAAUACAGUAAUAUUAUUUUUGUUAUUCUCAACUGUUCCCACAUAUUCGAGGAAGCUGAUAAGAACUCUCACAAUUGACUAUGUUAACAUAUCUUACUGCAAUCCUGAGUAUAUCAUUUCUAAAAUUGAAAUGAAGAAACUGGACAGAAGGACGUUCAGCAUGAAUAUUUCAGUAGAUGUCUUUCGUGAUGUAACGGAUAUGAAGGGCUCUAUCAGAAUAUUCAAAUUUUCGGAUAACGUUUAUAAGGAAACAGCAUUAAAAUACUCUGGAGAUUUAUGCACGUUGUUGGAUAUGUUACGUCAAAAAUAUAAAAUUCACAUGAAUGAACAAUUCAAACAUUUUUUCACAAAAUGCCCCAUUAUGAAGGGACAUUACUACAUGCACAACUUCAAUGGAAAAGAUUUAGGGGUUCCAAUUAUUCCACAAUGGAAGACGAGAACUUUUAUUGAGGUUGAGUCGAACAAUGUGUUAAUAGGUAAAGUUUACGCAGAUAUUACCGUUAUUGACGAAUGAAUACAUUAUUGAGAAAAAAGAAAACAAUAAUAAUGACCGCAGCAUCCACAUAUUGUACC